AUUAAACGUUAGCAAGGGAAAUGUUAGAAAUCAAAAAUAGAAUUAAAUUAGCACAAAUACGCGAAGGGAUUUAACCAUAUAAAAAGCAAAACAAAUAAAUUUCCUAUAAAUUAUUUAAGCAGCCUAAAAGUAUGCAAAGUUUUCUUUAAUUAAGUGUUAAUAUUUUACUGUUAAAUGUUCGAAAACUGUUAAAAUGAAAAUCAAUUUUUAUAGCGCCCACCAGUAGUGAAAAUUUGUGCAUUUGUUUAUAAAACAAAAAGUAAAGAUAUUUUUGCAGUGAAAAAAAACAACAACUUUGUGUAAAUUUUUGUAAAUUUGUUGAUUUCAGAAUUUUCUUUUCUUCAUAAAUGCAACAUACGCGUUUUGAUCAUGACCGACUAAAGAACAAUUGUGAGCAACAAAGACAAAAUUUAAAAAAAUAAAAAAACAAAAUUUGUGCUAAUUAUUUUUUAUUGUGAGAAAAAUAAAAGAAAAUUUAAACUGAAUAAGGAAAAUCGCCAAUUAGACAAAAAAAAAAUUGUGUUAAAAAUACUAUAGCUGUGAUAUAAUUUUUGAAAAAAUUUCAAAAACUUUUUAGCAAAUUGUGCAAUUUUAUUCUAAAUUUAAUAAAAAAUUACAACAUUUUUUAAACAUUUGAUCUCAGUUGAACAUUUAAUUAGCUUAACGCCAAACAUGAAUAGAAAAUGUUUGCACUGGAGCUAUUUAAAUUUCAGGGACAUUCCCAUGGACUUGUAUUUGUACGAAGAUCUCGAAGAGGUUUAUCUUAAGGAAAACUAUAUCUGUGCCAUACCCAAAUGGUUUUUGAACUUAACCACCUUGAAAUUUAUACACUUGGCCGGUAAUAACAUCACUACACUGCCCGAUGAAUUGUAUCUGUUGGAAAAUCUUGAAUUUCUCGAUGUUUCGAAUAAUCAAAUAACUGAGUUACCAGAAUCAAUGGGUUAUAUGACGAAAUUGUUACACCUGAAUGUCAGCUCAAAUGAUUUGACCGAGUUGCCAAGUACCAUUACCUAUAUGAAAAAUCUAGAAUCUUUAAAUGUUUCCAAAAAUCGUUUAAAACGUUUGCCCUUACAAAUUUGGGAGUGUGGCCGACUAAAUGAGCUGAAUAUCAGUGAUAAUAUAGAAAUAUGGCAUAUACCGGAGAGAAUCUCCUACAUGCAAUCAUUACAAAUGUUAUCAGCGGAUCGUUGUUCCUUACUUUAUUUGCCCGUGGCUUUGGCUAAAUUUAUAGACUAUUUGAGAAUUUUUAAUAAUUCCGCCAUUACACACAUACCCAUUAUCUAUGAGAAAUUCUAUCAAAAUUAUUAUGAAACACCCACAAAAACGCCAACUGUACCUGUUACGCACGAUGAUUUCUUUUGGGUUAUCGAAAAGGAAACCUUCACCAAACUUCUACUGCCUAUCGGUACAAAGAAAGUUUUUCGUGUACCCUCUAAAGAGAAUCAAGUGACUCUCUAUGAUGACUGCCUAAAAGCUUUAGAAUACUUAAAUAAACUUUCGCCAUUUUAUGAAAAUCCUGCAUUGAAAUAUAUACUGCCGGAAAGGUAUAUGGUAGAUCAUAUACGUAAUGGACCCAUAGGCAGGUGUACGGUAUUUAAAUGUUCAAAUCCACUGUUUACCACCUACUAUUUUAUGGUGGUUAAAAGACGUGCCAGCCGAUCUAAACAAUUGUUUACUUGUUAUUUUUGUACUCAAUACUGCGCCAAUUUAUGGUUAAUGGAUAAUCAUAAAAAGUACUAUUGUGUGGAUUGGGAGGUUUGUGAUGAUUACAUUGAUGAAAAAUUAAAGAAUCAAUCAUCAUAAUUAGGUUAAAUUUUUAGUUUAUAGUUAGAAACCAACAUUACAGUACAAUUAUAUUUAUUAAAAUUUAUAAAUAAAUAGAUAA
Messenger RNA from Lucilia sericata (common green bottle fly), 1885 nucleotides. RefSeq names its product protein lap1. Lineage: Eukaryota; Metazoa; Arthropoda; Insecta; Diptera; Calliphoridae. The coding region runs from base 673 to 1803 and encodes 376 amino acids. Gene Ontology annotation, molecular function: protein binding. The transcript is spliced from 6 exons. The record is from RefSeq and is a predicted model, not a curated record.